Xenopus laevis (African clawed frog) is the source of this 919-nucleotide messenger RNA. It is a transcript of the gene pus1.L, whose product is annotated as pseudouridylate synthase 1 L homeolog. Lineage: Eukaryota; Metazoa; Chordata; Amphibia; Anura; Pipidae. Gene Ontology annotation, cellular component: nucleus. Gene Ontology annotation, molecular function: RNA binding; pseudouridine synthase activity. The record is from RefSeq and is marked provisional. Gene Ontology annotation, biological process: mRNA pseudouridine synthesis; RNA modification; pseudouridine synthesis.
CAGGUCUCAUCUGCAUUUUUGUGUAGUACGAAAAGCCUAAUCAGUUCUCAUGGAUGAUCUUGAGAAAGAGUCUGUGUUAGAAACUGUUACCCCAGGGGAAGUCCGGAAGGUGUGUGUUCUUCUGGAGGGGUCAGGUGCACAGAAAGAAAAUGGACACCAAGCUAAGAAAUUUAUGGGAGACGAAGAGGAGCUGAGUAAGAAGCAUCCUAAAUGGAAAGUAGUCUUCUUAAUCGCCUACUCUGGGAAAGGCUACCAUGGCAUGCAGAGAAAUGUGGGUACCUCCCAGUUCAAGACCAUAGAGGAUGAACUUGUUCAAGCAUUGGUUUUAUCAGAAUGUAUUCCUGACAAUCAUGCAGAAGACAUGAAGAAGAUGUCUUUUCAGCGUUGUGCUCGUACAGAUAAGGGGGUUUCUGCUGCUGGGCAAGUUGUAUCGCUAAAGAUUUGGUUGAUAGACAAUGUAGUUGAAAAGAUCAAUGAAAAUCUGCCCUCUCAUAUCAGGAUACUUGUAGGAGCAAUGCCUGGAAUCAGUGAUGAAGAAGAAGAAUCGGAUUGAUUUCAGUUUGGCUUUUUUUGUUUUAAGAAGCUGGAGAUGCUCAAGGAGUCAAAGCUGCUGUUACUUUUACUAUUACUACUAUUACUACUAUUUACUAUAUUGUCUGCUUGACGUGCAUUAACAAUACUGUGUGAUUUGUCUGCACAGCAUUUCCACACUGAUGAGAGGAUGACAUUUUUUUUACAUUGAUUUUAUGUCAUUCAAACUUUUUUUUUUUUAAGCUUUUUAUACGUCUCAUGGACAUACAGAAGGAAUGUUUGUCAAUAUUUUAUAUAUUUUAUUGUAUUGGCUUGGAAGUAAAAAAUAGUAUAGCUUUUCAUAAACAAAAAGGUAAAAUAUUAUGCAAUAAAGAUAAUUCUACUUUAA